AUGGCAAGCUCCAGUGCGACCGGCGACAUGGAGGAGGAAGCAGUUCAAAAGGCUGGGAGAAGGCAAAGCCUGCAGGAAGUGGUCAACACGCGAUUGUUGAACAGGCGAAACAACUUGAAUGCGGCAAACGCUACGAUGGCCAAGUCAGCAUUUACUCUCGCCAAGGGCAAGACGGGCGAUGAGGGGUCUGAGUCGGAGUCGGAGUCUGAAAGCUCGGACGACGGAGACGGCCGGCUCCUGGACCACGCCCAGGAAAAUGGUCCUGGACAGCUUCUGCAGGCUCUGACCUCCAAAUGGAAAAGCCAUACCGAAAAGAUGGUGGUCCAGCUGAUUCACUCUGGCGUAGAUGUCAGCGAGCGGUUGCAAGAGCCGUGGGAUCCUGGCUUCAACCAUUUCAAGCAGACGAUCGGCGCUGAAGCGCUUCACUUUGCUGCGCGGCUUGGUUUGCUGCAGGCAUGCAACGCUUUAUUGGAGAACAAGGCGGAGGUCGACUCACAGACCGAUACAGGAGUUACAGCUCUCAUGGUAGCUGUCAUGUUCAAUCGGCUCGAUGUUGCCAAUCUCUUGCUGAAUGCCAAGGCGAGCGUCCUUCGCCAAGAAGGCAAUGGGCUCACCGUGACAGACGUGGCCAUCUUGGAGGGCAACCCAAACAUGGUUCAAGAGCUCCUCCUGCGGGAGCAGCAAGAGGAUGAACAGACAGAGCAGGAGGUGAUGCAAGCUGCGAUUGAUGCAGGCGCAGACAUCUCUCUGCUCCCAGCGAUGGACGAG
Symbiodinium pilosum is the source of this 768-nucleotide messenger RNA. Lineage: Eukaryota; Dinophyceae; Suessiales; Symbiodiniaceae. The record is from the annotation of a GenBank genome assembly.